AUGAAAAACUCUACAAAAACAACCAUUUUUCUAGCGAUUCUUCUCUUUGUAACAUUAGUUUCUGGUCAAAAGGUUCCUUUUCCUUCAAGUUUUGUUGAAACUAGAGGUACCCAAUUUGUCCUCAAUGGCUCCCCAUUCCUCUUCAAUGGAUUCAACUCCUACUGGUUAAUGAACGUUGCAUCGCGGCCAAAUGAAAGGUAUAAAAUCACCAAUGUGUUUCGUGACGCUGCUGCUGCUGGCCUCACUGUCUGUAGAACUUGGGCUUUCAGUGAUGGAGGUGAUCGAGCUCUCCAGAUUUCUCCUGGGGUUUACAAUGAGUUUUUCUUUCAGGGACUUGAUUUUGUGAUUUCUGAGGCAAGAAACUAUAGAAUCCAGUUAAUAUUGAGUCUAAGCAACAAUUACCAUGACUUUGGAGGAAGACCACAGUAUGUGAAUUGGGGUAGAGCUGCCGGUGCAUCCAUUAAAAGCGAUGAUGAUUUUUACACUAACGAAGUUGUGAAGAGAUAUUUCAAGAACCAUGUCACGAAAGUGCUUACAAGGAUCAACACGAUGACUGGAAUCGCUUAUAAAGAUGACCCAACGAUCAUGGCAUGGGAACUGAUAAAUGAGCCACGCUGCCAAGUUGAUUACUCUGGAAAGACCUUAAAUGGAUGGGUUCAAGAGAUGGCAUCUCAUGUUAAAUCUAUUGACAACAGACACUUGCUGGAGAUUGGGUUGGAAGGUUUCUAUGGCGACUCAAUUGAAGACAGAAAGCAAUUUAAUCCUGGUUUCCAACUUGGCUCAGAUUUUAUUACCAACAAUCAGAUUAAGGAAAUUGAUUUCACAACAAUACAUGCAUAUCCUGAUCAAUGGUUACCAGGACAGAGCGAUAAUGUCCAUAUAGAAUUCAUGCAAAGGUGGAUGACGAGUCACUGGACAGAUUCGAGAACAAUUUUAAAGAAGCCAUUAGUUUUCGCAGAGUUUGGAAAAUCAAGUAAAGAUUCUGGAUUCAGUAUAAGUGUUAGAGAUUCAUUCUUGAAUACAAUUUACACCAACAUCUACGAUUUUGCAAAAAAUGGUGGCACAAUUGACGGUAGCAUGGUUUGGCAAGUGAUGGCUGAACAAAUGGAAUCAUAUUAUGAUGGAUAUGAGGUUGUUCUAUCACAAAAUCCAUCAACAACCAACGUUAUUACUCAACACUCAAACAAUAUCACUGCCCUAGCUCACUCAUUGAACAGGAAAUUUGAUAAUUUGAAGCGCAAACCAAACAAUGUGUAA
This is a messenger RNA of Pistacia vera, 1257 nucleotides long. RefSeq names its product mannan endo-1,4-beta-mannosidase 5-like. NCBI's taxonomy places the organism in Eukaryota, Viridiplantae, Streptophyta, Magnoliopsida, Sapindales, Anacardiaceae. The transcript is spliced from 5 exons. Gene Ontology annotation, molecular function: hydrolase activity, hydrolyzing O-glycosyl compounds. Bases 1 to 1257 code for a protein of 418 amino acids. The record is from RefSeq and is a predicted model, not a curated record.